GUCAGUUUUCUCAUUGGCUAAAGAUCGCGUCAUUGCUCCAAAGCGCGCACUAUCCAAAUUUACCAGGCCGUCUCGCCUCAUAGACAGACUGGUCACCGUCAGUCUGAUUGUUGGACAUGACCAACUCGUUUACCAUACGAGUUCCAGCAACCUCGGCCAAUAUUGGUCCUGGCUUCGAUGUCGUUGGCUUGUCACUUUCACUCUAUCUUACUCUCACUGUCACCACCGGAGAGACCCCUACCUUACCAGUGAUCACAUAUUCGGGUGAAGGAGCUGAUGAAGUCCCGCUGGACCCGUACUGCAACCUCAUGACUCGCGUAGCACUCUACGUGCUACGUUGCAAUGGCCAUAGGACAUUCCCUCCCGCCCUUAGUAUUCACUGUCACAACCAAAUACCUUUUGGACGCGGACUCGGCUCGUCCGGCGCAGCGGUCAUUGCAGGCGUUCUUCUCGGAGACAGUCUCGGGAAACUCAACCUCUCCCGAGAGCGAAUGUUAGACUUCGCGCUCAUGGUCGAGCGCCACCCCGACAACGUGACAGCCGCGCUUGUUGGAGGAUUUGUUGGAUCAUACCUUAGAGAGCUAGACCCACAAGCUACUGAGGCAGCACAAGUACCCCUCUCUGAAGUCCUCCCGGAAUACCCCCCUGAUGCUGGAGAAAACUGGGGUCUUUCCCCACCUGUUCCGCCGUUGGGUAUCGGUCACUACGUCCGAUUUAAAUGGAACAGUAGCAUCAAAGCUGUUGCCAUCAUACCCCGAUUUGAACUCAGUACUGCAAAAGCGCGAGCUGUUCUGCCAGAGAGUUACUCAAGGAAGGAUCUGGUUUUUAAUAUGCAACGAUUAGCCGUCCUCACCACAGCUCUCGGUCAGACGCCACCAGACCCAGAAUUGAUUUUCGAGGCUAUGAAAGAUCGUGUGCACCAGCCGUAUCGAAAAACUCUUAUCCCUGGCCUGCCAGCGGUCACUUCUUUGAUCACUCCUGCUUCACAUCCUGGCCUGCUUGGCAUUUGCCUCUCUGGUGCAGGGCCAACCAUCCUUGCGCUUGCAACUCAUAAUUUUGAUAGCAUCGCUGGGAAAAUACAGGAAAUAUUUCAGCAGGAGCAGAUCGAAGUAGAUUGGAAGAUACUGGAAGUGACGGGGGGGAGUACUGUAGACUCUUAAAAUGUGUCUCAGCUCACCUUCAAUGAAUGUUGUUUCCUCCAAUGAUUUUUGGCGGUAUCGAAUGGGCGUAGAGGAGUGAAAAACAAUCUUGUGUGUGUGAAUGGUCUUGCUGUGAAGGCGCUUGCUUUCAUCACAAGGGAUUUAAUCGA
Messenger RNA from Suillus fuscotomentosus, 1309 nucleotides. RefSeq names its product ribosomal protein S5 domain 2-type protein. The record is from RefSeq and is a predicted model, not a curated record. The transcript is spliced from 4 exons. Bases 117 to 1160 code for a protein of 347 amino acids. NCBI's taxonomy places the organism in Eukaryota, Fungi, Basidiomycota, Agaricomycetes, Boletales, Suillaceae. Gene Ontology annotation, biological process: L-threonine metabolic process. Gene Ontology annotation, molecular function: homoserine kinase activity; ATP binding.